CUCACCUAUGUCUAUGGUUGUUUGCGUUACAGGGCCUGCGGAGUAUGUUGUGCGCGAGGGGCAGCCUGGGGAUGGAAUUUAUUUCAUAUGGGAAGGAGAGGCUGAGGUCGCCGUUCAUCCUGACGAAGAAAAUCGUUCCGAGUUUCAACUGAAAGGAUAUGACUACUUUGGUUAUGUCGGUAUUUCCUCUUAUGUUCAUCAGCCAGAUGUGAUUGCUUUGACCAAGCUAACCUGCUUGGUGCUGCCAAAAGAGCACUGCACUUUGCUUCAGCCAAAAUCAAUGUGGAAUGCGGAUAAGACAGUUGAGACAUGCUCUUUUGUGGAGAGAAUCUUGCACUUGGAACCAAUAGAAGUGAAUUUAUUCCAGGGUAUCACCUUGCCAGAUGCUCUAAAUUCUGGAAAGGUCUUUGGAGGACAGUUCGUUGGACAGGCAUUGGCAGCAGCAUGUAGUGUUGAUUGUGGUAAGGUUGUGCACAGUAUGCAUGCCUAUUUUCUUCUAGCUGGGGAUCUUAAUAUGCCAAUAUUAUAUCAAGUGCACCGGAUACGUGAUGGGAAGAGCUUUGCUACCCACAGUGUAGAUGCAAUACAGAAAGGAAAUGUCGUCUUUACAUUGCUUGCUUCAUUUCAAAAAGAACAAGAAGGGUUUGACCACCAGAAGGCAACAAUGCCAUCAGUUCCUGCUCCUGAAAUGCUUUUAUCAAUGGAAGAGCUACGUGAAAGACGUCUCACCGAUCCCCGUCUUCCGAGGAACUAUCGGAACAAAGUUGCCACUAGAAAAUUUGUCCCUUGGCCCCUAGAGAUAAGAUUUUGUGAGCCUAGCAAUGCUACGAAUAAGAUGAAAUCUCCUCCAAGUUUGAGGUAUUGGUUUAGAGCAAAAGGAAAUCUUUCAGAUGACCAGGCUUUGCACAGAUGUGUGGCAGCGUAUGCUUCGGAUUCGAUAUUUCUUCAGGUUAGCGUGAAUCCCCACAGAAGCAAGGGUUUGAAGAUUUCUUCUGUGAGUUUGGACCACGCGAUGUGGUUCCACCGGCCGUUUAGAGCUGAUGACUGGAUACUAUUUGUGAUUACGAGUCCAGCUGCCUACAAUGCCCGGGGCUUUGUUUCUGGAGAAAUGUUUACUAGAAGUGGACAACAUAUUGUGUCAUUGACACAAGAGGGGCUACUUAGGACGGUUAAAACGCCAAAUUCAACAUCAUCAUCAUCAUCAAAGCUAUGAUCUAAUGUUCUCUACAGUGGUCAUAACUCAUAAGGGACACUACACUGAAGUUGAACCUUAUCAUUUUUCCCUCCGUUUUAUUACCAGAGAAAUUAAUAUGCAAAUUGCGAUCCCAGUCGGCUUACUGUCAGUUUUUUAAAUUGAAUAUUAUUAUAUUUCCAUGACA
Tripterygium wilfordii is the source of this 1379-nucleotide messenger RNA. Its product is annotated as acyl-CoA thioesterase 2-like. Gene Ontology annotation, biological process: acyl-CoA metabolic process; fatty acid catabolic process. Gene Ontology annotation, molecular function: fatty acyl-CoA hydrolase activity. Lineage: Eukaryota; Viridiplantae; Streptophyta; Magnoliopsida; Celastrales; Celastraceae. The record is from RefSeq and is a predicted model, not a curated record.